This is a messenger RNA of Lacerta agilis (Sand lizard), 2586 nucleotides long. RefSeq names its product ATM interactor (gene ATMIN). Gene Ontology annotation, biological process: regulation of transcription by RNA polymerase II. Gene Ontology annotation, cellular component: nucleus. Gene Ontology annotation, molecular function: transcription cis-regulatory region binding; DNA-binding transcription factor activity, RNA polymerase II-specific. The record is from RefSeq and is a predicted model, not a curated record. The coding region runs from base 122 to 2578 and encodes 818 amino acids. NCBI's taxonomy places the organism in Eukaryota, Metazoa, Chordata, Lepidosauria, Squamata, Lacertidae. The transcript is spliced from 4 exons.
UAAAUAUGUAUGAGCUGCCUGUCAGUCUCUCCGCCGGGUUCCCUUCCACGCUCUUUCUCCCUCUCCUCCCGCCACCGGAAGUGCCCCGCCGGUCGGCGGAUCGGGAACGGCCGAGAGCAACAUGGCGGCUACGGCAGCAGCGGCGGCGGCAGGAGGAGCCGCAGCAGCCGUGUCACGGGCACCGCCCGCUCGGCGGCCCGGCUUGGGCCUGGGGCUCGGCCGCCCUCCGCGCUCGGCGACGCGCGGCCCCCGCGAGCGGCCGUCGAGCCCGUGGGAGCUGGUGAGGCCCUCGGUGACGGAGCUGUCGCGGGCCGUCAGGAGCAACAUCCUGUGCACGGUGCCCGGCUGCGGCAAAGUGCUGCCCAACCCGCCGGCGCUGAGCAUGCACCUCAGCAAGGCCCACGGCGUGCAGCAGCAGCAGCAGGAUGGAAAAAUAAAUCCUGCAAUAAGGAAAGACUUGAAAACGCCACAGAAAUACUACUGCUGUCCUAUUGAAGGUUGCCCUAGAGGGCCAGAAAGGCCUUUUUCACAAUUUUCUCUUGUAAGACAGCAUUUUAUGAAAAUGCAUGCUGAAAAGAAGCAUAAAUGUGAUAAAUGCAGCAAUUCCUAUGGCACCAUAUGGGAUCUGAAGCGACAUAGUGAGGACUGUGGCAAGUCUUUCCAGUGUACUUGUGGAUGCCCCUAUGCUAGCAGGACAGCAUUAUUGUCUCAUAUUUAUAGGACACAGCAUGAGAUCCCUGUUGAACAUAGGGAUCCACCAAGUAAGAAAAGGAAAAUUGAAGCCUCUGUAUCCAAUCAGUUGGUGAGAGAAAAAGUUAAAGGAGCUUCUGCCAGUGUCCAGACCAGAUGUACUAGCACUAAAGACUUGGAGACCUCUGAGAUGAAGCCAGCAGCUUCCUUUGAAGAUUCUAGCUGUUCCUAUACUACUAAGCAAACACAAACACAGCCAAAAAAUUCACCAAAGUUGCUUCUGCCAAAGCCAAAAGUGGCUUUGGUUAAACUCCCUGUAAUGCAGCUUACUCAACUGCCUAUCUUUGUAUCAGCACCAGACUCUUCUGUCAAACCCGUUGUAGUUGCCGUUGAUGACAAAGGCUCUGUUAUGAGUACUGUUCACUUAAUGCCUCUGCCGGUAGGAUUUAUGAUACCAGGACUGGAGGCUGAAACACUUGCAUUUAAAAGCACUUUGCCCCUUUCAAAAACCAAAAAUGCUGGCAGUGUUGAGCCAGUCAGCACAGGUAUCCAGGUCAAUUUGGGUAAAAGGGCAUCAGAUAAUACAAUCCAAGAUCUGGAAGCCAUAUGCUACAAGAACGGGAUUUGUUCAACAAAUGUGCAGACGGACUUAUCUUAUAUUUCGCAGAACUUUGUGACAUCUGCAGCCUGGACACCUGAUUCAUCGGUGUCCUCUUGUUCUCAAACAGACCUGACGUUCAGCUCUCAGGUUUUGUUGCCAAUUAAUGUGCAGACGCAGACACUGUUACCCAGUUCAAAGUUGACUUCUUCCAUAGCUGCUCAGACAGAUGCACUUGCACAGGCUUGCUUUCAGUCAUGUGGAAUUUCUCGGGAGACUCAGACCAAUAGGUUGCAGAAAGAUAUUGAUGGGAGAGUACAAAUGGACCAGGCUGUAAUGUGCAAUGACAUUUUUGACAGUGUUAGUUCAUCAUUCAGUGAUUCAACCACAGUGGGACUUCCAGGCAGCAACUUGAUGGCUGCAGGCCUGGGUCAAAGUCUGCUGCAAAGAGGAAGUUGCAAAUCUUUGAGUCCAGACACUAAGUGUGAGCCAGUUAUCAGCUUCAGUGCACAAAAUAAUAUUCUCCCACAGCAGGUUAUGACAGACAAUCAGACCCAGACAAUGGAGUUACUGAACGAUCUUGAAACUAUUUUUUCUAAUAACACAGCGAGUCAGUCAUUGGAUAACCGUAGUCUUUUGACUGACACUAGCUCGCAUGCUGGCACACCCUUGCCUUCUGGCCCUACGCAGAACACAGGAAUUGAUUUUGACAUUGAGGAUUUCUUCACAGCCUCCAAUAUCCAGACUCAAACAGAAGAGACCCAGCUUGGUAACCUGAACUCUGAGCCAGUCUUGGAGUUGCUAGAUAUUGAAACCCAGACAGAUUUAUUUUCAGAUAAUGCCACCCAGUCCUAUAGCUGCAGGGGUAAUCCCAAUUUCUUAGGUUUGGAGAUGUUUGACACACAGACCCAGACAGACUUAAAUUUCUUUUUAGACAGCCCCUAUUUGCCUUUGGGGAGCAUCUUGAAACAGUCUGCCUUCUCUAUGAGCACAGACUCAUCUGAUACAGAAACACAGACAGAAGUGCAUUUUCCUGCAAAAAAUUCCUCUAACCAAAUGGCAGAAAGCAAAGUCCAGCUGAAUAGUGCUGAAACACAGACCAUGGAUAGCUGCUUUGAAACCCUUGGCAGUUUAUUUCUUACUAGCAAUGAGACUCAGACUGCUAUGGAUGACUUUUUGUUGGCUGACUUGGCCUGGAAUACAAUGGAGUCACAGUUCAGUUCAGUCGAAACACAGACUUGUGCAGAAUUGUGUUCUCUGUUUCAGGGUCCUGGUAAAUCAAACCAUUGAGUGCUGUU